Messenger RNA from Clunio marinus, 16977 nucleotides. NCBI's taxonomy places the organism in Eukaryota, Metazoa, Arthropoda, Insecta, Diptera, Chironomidae. The record is from the annotation of a GenBank genome assembly.
AAUGUAGUUCAACCUGCUUAAUUGAAACAUUAACCCACAUGUGAGAAAAAUUUGUAAACAUUUAAAAUCAAAAUUGAAAUUAUUUAAAUUAAAAUGGAUAACAAAACCAAAAGAAAACAAAUUGAUCUUCGAAUUACUAAGAUGAUCAAAAAUGGAGUAGAUACGAAGCAUCGAACGAUGUUUGUAAUUGUUGGCGACAAAGCCAGAGACCAAGUACCAAUUUUGUACGAGUUCUUGAAGAAAUCUGCAGUGAAAGCUCAGCCAACAGUUCUUUGGUGCUAUAAAAAUAAAGACGAAGCAAUCUCAAAUCAUGGUCGAAAAAGAGCAAAGAAAAUCAUGGAAGGAAAGGCAAAUAUGGAGGAUAAUUUGUUUGAUACUUUCCGAUGCACUACAACAAUUCAUGGAAAGUACUAUAAAGACACUCAUCAGAUUCUUGGACGAACUUAUGGUGUUUGCGUUUUACAAGACUUUGAAGCUAUAACUCCUAAUUUGCUAGCGAGAACAGUUGAGACAGUUGAAGGUGGUGGUCUUAUUAUUUUGCUUUUAAAAACAAUUACAUCUUUAAAGCAACUUUAUACGCUCAACAUGGAUAUUCAUAAAAGAUAUCGAACAGAUUCACAUCAAGAUAUCAAAUGUCGCUUCAAUGAACGUCUCAUUCUUUCAUUAGCUGAUUGUGAGCGAUGCUUGCUCGUCAAUGACGAACUUAAAGUUUUGCCAUUGAGUCGUAAAACAGCAAAUGUUGAUUUAAUCGACUCGAGUUUGAAAUUAAAGUCACCAAAUGCAGAAGGGUUGGAAGAAUUAAAAGAAUCGCUUCGUGAUACUCCACCAGCUGGUCCUUUAAUAAAUCUUUGUCGAACAUUGGACCAGGCAAAAGCAGUUGCUCAAUUUAUAGACUCGCUAGCUGAGAAACAAUUAAAACCACCAACUUCAUUGACUGCAGCUCGUGGUCGAGGAAAAUCAGCUGCAAUGGGACUUGCAGUUGCUGGAGCAAUUUCCUUCGGUUAUAGCCAAGUUUAUGUGACGUCACCAUCACCUGAGAAUUUGAUAACAUUCUUUGAAUUCAUUCUCAAAGGUUUUGAUGCACUCGCUUAUCAAGAACAUCUCGAUUACACAAUCAUCAGAUCAAUCAAUCCCGAGUUCAACAAAGCGAUUGUGAGAAUAAAUUUGACUCGUAACAAUCGACAAACUAUUCAAUAUAUUUCACCUAACGACGCUCAUCUUUUGAAUGCUGCUGAUCUUUUAAUUAUUGAUGAAGCAGCUGCAAUUCCUUUGCCACUUGUUAAAGCUUUACUUGGACCAUUUCUUGUGUUUAUGGCAUCAACAAUAAAUGGAUAUGAAGGAACUGGAAGAUCGUUGAGUCUUAAAUUGCUUUCUCAAAUUCAGAAAGAAAACAAUGCACCGCCUCCUAUAAAACUCGAGGAAUCAAUUCGUUAUAAUCCAAAUGAUCCGGUUGAGAAAUGGUUGACUUCACUUUUAUGUCUUGAUGUACAAGCUGUGCCUCAUUUAAGUAGUGGUUGCCCAACUCCAGAUUCAUGUGAACUUUACUACAUUAAUCGUGAUGCUUUGUUUUCCUAUCAUCGUGCAUCUGAACACUUUCUUCAACGUCUUAUGUCAAUAUUUGUUUCUUCUCAUUACAAAAACACUCCAAAUGAUUUACAAAUGUUGAGUGAUGCACCAGCACAUCAUCUGUUCUGUUUAUUUGGACCUAUAACAAAAACUGACCGACUUCCUGAGAUUCUUGUUGUGAUUCAAGUUUGUUUGGAAGGAAAAAUCUCUCAAAAACGUCUUAAUGAUUCAACAGGUUCAAAAGCUGCUGGUGAUUUAAUUCCAUGGAAUGUUUCUGAGCAAUUCAAUGAUCGAGAAUUCACAAAAUUGUCUGGAGCAAGAAUUGUUCGUGUUGCAACUCAUCCCAAUUAUCAACGAAUGGGAUAUGGAAAGAAAGCAAUUCAAUUGAUUAAAAAUUAUUACGAAGGAAAAUUUGCAUCAUUGAAUGAAAAUGAUGAUAUUGAUGAUGAUGAUGAGGUUUCCGACGGAUUUGAAGAAAUUAAUGAUGAAGAUGCUGACUUAUUAACAGAAAGCAUCACGCCUAGAACGAAGCCCCCAACGCUUUUGAAACGUUUAUCAGAAAGAAAACCUGAAAUUCUCGACUAUAUUGGUACGUCUUAUGGCUUAACUCAAGAAUUGUUAAAAUUCUGGAAAAGUCAAAAGUUUAUUCCAGUUUAUUUAAGUCAAAAAGAGAACGACUUAACUGGUGAACAUUCGUGCAUUAUGAUUGCAUGUUUAAAUGGUGAACGUAUUGAAACAAAAGAUUGGCUUCAACAAUAUUUUAUUGAUUUUCGCAGAAGAAUCUUAAAAUUGUUACCAAAGAGUUUUAAGAAAUUCACAACUGCGUUGGCAAUGUCCUUGAUGGAUAACAAAAAUGUGACAGUUAAAGGAAAGGAGAUGACACAUGACGAGCUUAAUUCUUACUUUAUUCCACAUGAUGUUCAACGCUUGGAAUCUUAUAUUCGGAAUCAAAUUGAAUAUCGUUUGAUUUUGGACCUCACAACAGAUUUGUCUUCAUUAUAUUUCCAAUCGAAACUUCCGAAUGCUCCUUUAGAUGCACUGCAGAAAGCAAUUCUUCUUGGAAUCGGAUCAAUGAAUAAAAAUUUAGAUCAAUUGUCAGCUGAGUUUAACAUGCCGCCAAGUCAAGUGCUUGCAAAAUUCUACGAUACUUUGAAGAAAAUGACAAAAAAUAUUCUUCAAAUCAUGCAAAAGACAAUUGAAAGUGAAAUGUUAGGAGAACAACAACUUAAUCAAGGAAAAGAAUUUAAACCUCUGGAACAGACAAUGGAUGAAGAACUGGAUGAAGAAGCUAAAAAGUUAGAGAAAAAACAGAAAAAAGAACUCAUAAAGCUUAAAAAAGAGUCGCUAGCACAAUUUGCUAUUAAAGGAACUGAUGGUGAUUGGGCGAAAGCGUUACAAAAUAAUGGAAAUAAAAAAUCAAUUGUGUCAGUGAAAAUUGGCGAAAAACGAAGUCUUGAAUCAGUUGAAUCAAAAGCGGAUGUUGAAGAUGAAAAGCCUGGAUGGAAUAAGAAUAAAAAAAUGAAGUUUAAGCAACAUGAAAUUAUAACGUUUUAUGAAAUCAUGACGAUAAAACCCAUAGUUAACCAAAAAGCUGUAAAUGAUGAUAAAGAUCAGAAUGUGCAGCGUGAUAAACGUUUAACAACAGAAAGAUUCGAUAGACGUUCUAGUAGCAGUAAAAGUCAUGGUCGCGCUAAUAAACGUGAUAAUAAACGCGACAAAACUGUCGUACAAACGAAAUAUCAAACACCAUCACCAUCAUCAAUCGCCACUUUAAAUAAUGCGAAAAAGCAACAAAUCCCAUGCACAAGUGCAUGCUCAAGUCAACAACAAAAUACAAGUGGAAGCUCCAUUCCGAGCUCUCCGGAAUGUUCAAACAGUGGAAAUAGUAGUUUAUCAAAUAACAGCUGUGUUAACAAUAAAGCAGACCAAGUCGAUAUUCUUGAGAUACUUGAAGAAAAAGUUUCGGGCUAUAACAGUGGUGAUGAACAUCUUGGAACAAAGGAACAUGAUUUGUCAAGUGAAGAAUGGAAGAAACGUGAUGAAAAAUUCUCGAAAGCUUUGUCGGAAAGAGGUUUGAUCAUCAAAGAAAUGGAAGAAGAUGGUGCUUGUCUUUUUCGAGCAAUAUCAUAUCAACUUUAUGGUGAUCAAGGAAUGCAUGAUGUCAUACGACAGCAAACAAUGGAUUACAUCUAUCAGAAUCGUGAAUAUUUCGCACAAUUUAUAACUGAAGAUAUUACACAUUACGUUAAUCGUAAGCGUCAAAAUCAUCUACAUGGCAAUCACAUUGAGAUUCAAGCAAUGUCUGAAAUGUACAAUCGUCCUGUUGAGCUUUAUUGUUACGAGAUGACACCAAUUAAUAUCUACAAUUCAGAGCAAAUCAAUAAUGGUUAUGAACCAUUGCGUCUCUCGUAUCAUCGAUAUUCACAUUACAAUGCCAUUUUGGAUCCUUACAAGUCAUCUGUUGGGGUUGGUUUAGGUCUUGCUGGGUAUCGACCAGAAGAUUUCGAUCCUGCAAAGCAAGUAAGUGAUGCAUGUCAAAUGAGUGAACAGCUGGAAAUUGAAAAAAUGAUGGUGGAAGAUAAACUGAAGACGACAGAUUGGGAAGCAACAAGUGAAGUUGUUGUGGAACAGAUUGCAAGGCAAUCUUAUCUUCAGUUUUGUAAGGAAAAUAUGAACAAAAAAAUGAAUGGCAAUAAAAGCAGUACAAGUACUGUAACAUCAACCGAAGCUUGUGGAAGUUCCAGUUCAACAAUGCCAUCUUGUGAUUUGCCAGUAGCAUGUCAACAGAGUUGCUCAUCAAAUCAAUCUCAUGAGUCGGAACAAAGUUCAAGCCCUUAUUUAGAAUAUUACAUGCAGACUUCUCAAGGACGACGUGGUAAAAAAAGGCAUCAUCACCAUCACAUCGAGAAAAGAAAACAAGAAGAUGUGACGAAAGGGAAAGAUCAGACUUCAAGUCCUAAAAGAAAGAGAUUAACACCCUCACCAAGUCCACAAAGUUCAGCUUCAUCUGUCUCAGGUGGUGAUAGCGAUACAGAGAAACCAUUAUCUGCAUUUUAUCAAUCACUUUUGGAAUCAUCUUAUGCAGCUGAUGGAUUCAAUCAAAUGAGCGAAAAAGAAAUGAUGCAACAAGCAUUAAUGCAAUCAAUUCAAGAUAUAUCUAAAACGAGGCGAAGUAAAAACAAUACUGAUGAUGAAUAUGAUUCACCGAUGACGACAGAUAUUUCAAUUGUACGUUGGGAUCCAAGCCAAAACAACGGCCAGGAGUACAUAGACGAAUACGAGUACGAUGGAGGAAAUUCAAGUUCCCGUCUUUUCGAACGAUCUCGAAUUAAGGCGUUAGCGGAGGAACGUGAAACAGUACAAAAGAAGACUUUUACGAAAUGGGUGAACUCUCAUCUGGUUCAUGUCAACUGCCGAAUCAAUGACCUUUAUACGGACAUGAGAGAUGGUAAAAAUCUUAUCAAGCUCCUUGAGAUCUUAUCCGGUGAGCGUUUACCACGACCAACAAAAGGAAAAAUGAGAAUUCAUUGUCUGGAAAAUGUUGACAAAGCUCUUCAAUUCUUACGUGAUCAGCGUGUUCAUUUAGAGAACAUUGGAGCUCAUGAUAUUGUCGACUUUUCAAGACCAUCGAAGGAAAAAUUAAUUUGUAAAAUAUUUUCAGCAAUUGAAAAACUCAGCAAGACGAAUCCUAUUUAUAACUUAAACUUGGCUUUUAAGACCGCCGAAGAGAAGUUGGGCAUCUGUAAGUUGCUUGAUCCUGAAGAUGUCUUCACCGAAAAUGGAAUUCCAGACGAAAAGUCAAUCAUCACUUAUGUCGUAACCUACUACCAUUACUUCAGUAAGAUGAAGCAAGAAACAGUGCAAGGGAAACGUAUUGGAAAAGUUGUUGGCAUCGCGAUGGAAAUUGAUCGUAUGAUCAACGAUUAUGAAACAUUCACCAGCGAUUUAUUAAAAUGGAUUGAAACGACAAUCACACAACUUGGCGAACGUGAAUUUGCCAACUCAUUAAAUGGUGUGCAACAACAACUAGGACAAUUCUCAAAUUAUCGAACUGUUGAGAAGCCACCGAAGUUUGUCGAAAAGGGAAAUCUUGAAGUUUUGUUGUUUACAUUACAAUCGAAGAUGCGAGCAAAUAAUCAGAAACCUUACACACCGAAGGAAGGUAAAAUGGUUGCUGAUAUCAACAAAGCUUGGGAGCAUUUGGAGAAAGCUGAACAUGAACGUGAAUUAGCUCUUCGUGAAGAAUUGAUUCGUCAAGAGAAGCUUGAGCAAUUGGCAGCACGCUUUAAUCGUAAAGCAUCAAUGCGUGAAACAUGGUUGUCUGAGAAUCAGCGACUUGUUAGCCAAGAUAACUUUGGAUUUGACUUAGCAGCUGUUGAAGCAGCAGCGAAGAAACAUGAAGCAAUUGAAACUGAUAUUUUCGCUUAUGAAGAGCGAGUUCAAGCUGUUGUAGCUGUUUGUAAUGAAUUGGAAGCCGAAAAUUAUCACGACAUCGAUCGAAUUAUUGCAAGAAAAGAGAAUGUCUUACGUUUGUGGGGAUAUUUGCUUGAAUUAUUACGUGCACGUCGUUUACGUUUGGAAAGUUCAAUUCAACUUCAACAGAACUUCCAAGAAAUGAUUUACAUUCUUGAUUCAAUGGAGGAGAUCAAGCAACGUCUCUUAACUGACGAUUAUGGAAAACAUUUGAUGGGUGUCGAAGAUUUACUUCAGAAGCAUUCAUUGGUUGAAGCUGACAUCAACGUUUUAGGUGAACGCGUCAAGCAAGUCGUUCAAAACUCACAACGAUUCCUUUCUGAAGAAUCAGAAGGAUUCAAACCAUGCGAUCCAUCAAUCAUUGUUGAUCGUGUUCAACAACUUGAAGAUGCUUAUGCUGAACUUGUUAAGUUGGCAGUUGAACGUCGUUCACGUUUGGAAGAAAGUCGUAAAUUGUGGCAAUUCUAUUGGGACAUGGCUGGCGAAGAGAAUUGGAUUAAAGAGAAGGAACAAAUUGUAUCAUCGGGGGAGAUCGGUCAUGAUUUGACGACAAUUAAUUUGUUAUUGUCCAAACACAAAGCACUUGAAUCUGAAAUUAAUUCACAUGAUCCACAAUUGAUGUCAGUCGUUGCUGUUGGUGAUGAAUUAGUUCGUCAAGGACAUUUCGGAUCAGAUCAAAUUAAAGAUCGAUUGAAGGAGAUUCUUGCAACAUGGAAUCAUCUCUUGGAUUUGACAGCAUAUCGUCGUAAGCGUUUGGAAGAUGCCGUCGAUUACUUCCAAAUGUUUGCUGAUGCUGACGACAUCGAUGCUUGGAUGCUUGAUGCACUUCGUUUGGUAUCAUCGGAAGAUGUUGGACGUGACGAAGACAAUGUCCAAUCUUUGUUGAAGAAACACAAAGACGUCGCUGAAGAAUUGAAGAGUUAUUCAGAUACAAUUGACCAACUUCAUGCUCAAGCUGGUAAACUCACUCUCAACGACGAAGAACAACAGAAAGUUAAUGAACGUCUUGGAGCUAUUGACGCUCGUUACAAGGAGUUGAUGGAACUUUCCAAACUUCGCAAACAACGCUUGUUGGAUGCUCUCAGUUUGUAUAAAUUGUUAUCAGAAAGUGACGGCACAUGGUUGACAAAAUCACAGACAGAUGUUGCAUCGGAAGACACGCCAACGACAUUACCCGAUGUUGAGAAGCUUUUGAACCAGCAUCAAAGUAUUCGUGAAGAAAUUGACAACUACACUGAAGAUUACAGCAAGAUGAUGGAAUAUGGUGAAGGUUUAACAUCUGAUCCAUCGACAAACACAGAUCCACAAUAUAUGUUCUUGCGUGAACGUUUGAAGGCGCUUAAAGAUGGUUGGGAGGAGUUGCAACAAAUGUGGGAGAAUCGCCAAGUUUUGUUGUCACAAAGUCUCGAUCAACAACUUUUCAAUCGCGAUGCACGUCAAGCUGAAGUUCUUCUGAGUCAACAAGAACAUGUCUUGAGCAAAGAUGACACGCCAGUUAACUUGGAACAAGCUGAAAAUCAAUUGAAACGUCAUGAAGCAUUCUUAACAACAAUGGAAGCAAAUGAUGAGAAGAUCAACACAAUCGUUCAAGUUUCGGAUACUUUGGUUGAGAAGGAACAUUUCGAUGCUGAUCGUAUUCAUAAGCGUGCUGAAAAUAUUGCACAGCGUCGUGAUGCAAAUCGUGAUCGCGCAAUAGAACUUCAUGAGAAGUUGAAGAAUCAACCUGAAUUCCGUGAAAUCAUCACACCGAAAUUGCAAGAUUUGGGAAAACACUUUGAUGAUUUAGAAGAUACAACUAAGGAGAAGGGAGCUUUACUCUUCGAUGCUAAACGUGAAACGAUUGUACAACAAAGUGUUGAUGACAUUGAUUCAUGGAUGGAUGAUUUAGAGAAACAAAUUGUUAAUCCUGACACUGGCAAUGACUUGACAUCGGUCAAUAUUCUCAUGCAGAAACAACAAAUUAUUCAAACACAAAUGGCAUUAAAAGCGAAACAAGUUGAUGAAUUGGACAAACAAACAGAAGUUCUUGCUCGUACAAUUCCAAGCGAUAAAGUUGAACCAAUUGUCAUUAAGAAGCAGCAAGUUGGUGAACGUUUCGAACGUAUUAAAGCACCUUUAUUGGAACGACAGAAGCAAUUGGAAAAGAAGAAAGAAGCAUUCCAAUUCCGUCGCGAUGUUGAAGAUGAAAAAUUGUGGAUUGAUGAGAAACUUCCAUCGGUUCUUACUGACGAAAUUGGAAAUUCAUUGUUCAACGUUCACAUGUUGAAGAANAAAGUCGAACAAAUUGUAUCAUCGGGUGAGAUCGGUCAUGAUUUGACGACAAUUAAUUUGUUAUUGUCCAAACACAAAGCACUUGAAUCUGAAAUUAAUUCGCAUGAUCCACAAUUGAUGUCAGUCGUUGCUGUUGGUGAUGAAUUAGUUCGUCAAGGACAUUUCGGAUCAGAUCAAAUUAAAGAUCGAUUGAAGGAGAUUCUUGCAACAUGGAAUCAUCUCUUGGAUUUGACAGCAUAUCGUCGUAAGCGUUUGGAAGAUGCCGUCGAUUACUUCCAAAUGUUUGCUGAUGCUGACGACAUCGAUGCUUGGAUGCUUGAUGCACUUCGUUUGGUAUCAUCGGAAGAUGUUGGACGUGACGAAGACAAUGUCCAAUCUUUGUUGAAGAAACACAAAGACGUCGCUGAAGAAUUGAAGAGUUAUUCAGAUACAAUCGACCAACUUCAUGCUCAAGCUGGUAAACUCACUCUCAACGACGAAGAACAACAGAAAGUUAAUGAACGUCUUGGAGCUAUUGACGCUCGUUACAAGGAGUUGAUGGAACUUUCCAAACUUCGCAAACAACGCUUGUUGGAUGCUCUCAGUUUGUAUAAAUUGUUAUCAGAAAGUGACGGCGUCGAGCAAUGGAUUGGCGAGAAAGAAAAGAUGUUAACAACAAUGACGCCUGGAAAAGAUAUCGAAGAUGUUGAAAUCUUGAAGCAUCGUUAUGAUGGCUUCGAUAAGGAAAUGAAUUCAAAUGCAUCACGUGUCGCUGUUGUCAAUCAACUUGCACGUCAACUUCUUCAUGUUGAACAUCCAGAUUCGGAACAAAUUGUUGCACGACAAAAUCAUUUGAAUCAAGAAUGGGGACGAUUACGUGACAAGGCCGAAGGUAAACGAGAUGAACUUAACUCAGCUCAUGGUGUUCAAACAUUCUACAUUGAAUGUCGUGAAACAAUUUCAUGGAUUGAAGAUAAGAAGAGAAUCUUAACCGAAACUGAUAAUUUGGAGAUGGACUUGACUGGUGUCAUGACAUUGCAACGUCGUUUGAGUGGAAUGGAACGUGACCUUGCUGCAAUUCAAGCUAAACUCACAGCACUUGAACAUGAAGCUGAUGCGAUUGAACACGAUCAUCCCGAAGAAGCCGCAAUUAUUCGUGAGAGAAUUUCACAAAUACAAAUCAUUUGGGAACAAUUAACAGCAAUGUUGAAAGAGCGCGAUUCAAAAUUGGAAGAAGCUGGCGACUUGCAUCGUUUCUUACGCGAUUUGGAUCACUUCCAGACAUGGUUGACAAAAUCACAGACAGAUGUUGCAUCGGAAGAUACGCCAACGACAUUACCCGAUGCUGAGAAGCUUUUGAACCAACAUCAAAGUAUUCGUGAAGAAAUUGACAACUACACUGAAGAUUACAGCAAGAUGAUGGAAUAUGGUGAAGGUUUAACAUCUGAUCCAUCGACAAACACAGAUCCACAAUAUAUGUUCUUGCGUGAACGUUUGAAGGCGCUUAAAGAUGGUUGGGAGGAGUUGCAACAAAUGUGGGAGAAUCGCCAAGUUUUGUUGUCACAAAGUCUCGAUCAACAACUUUUCAAUCGCGAUGCACGUCAAGCUGAAGUUCUUCUGAGUCAACAAGAACAUGUCUUGAGCAAAGAUGACACGCCAGUUAACUUGGAACAAGCUGAAAAUCAAUUGAAACGUCAUGAAGCAUUCUUAACAACAAUGGAAGCAAAUGAUGAGAAGAUCAACACAAUCGUUCAAGUUUCGGAUACUUUGGUUGAGAAGGAACAUUUCGAUGCUGAUCGUAUUCAUAAGCGUGCUGAAAAUAUUGCACAGCGUCGUGAUGCAAAUCGUGAUCGCGCAAUAGAACUUCAUGAGAAGUUGAAGAAUCAACCUGAAUUCCGUGAAAUCAUCACACCGAAAUUGCAAGAUUUGGGCAAACACUUUGAUGAUUUAGAAGACACAACUAAGGAGAAGGGAGCUUUACUCUUCGAUGCUAAACGUGAAACGAUUGUACAACAAAGUGUUGAUGACAUUGAUUCAUGGAUGGAUGAUUUAGAGAAACAAAUUGUUAAUCCUGACACUGGCAAUGACUUGACAUCGGUCAAUAUUCUCAUGCAGAAACAACAAAUUAUUCAAACACAAAUGGCAUUAAAAGCGAAACAAGUUGAUGAAUUGGACAAACAAACAGAAGUUCUUGCUCGUACAAUUCCAAGCGAUAAAGUUGAACCAAUUGUCAUUAAGAAGCAGCAAGUUGGUGAACGUUUCGAACGUAUUAAAGCACCUUUAUUGGAACGACAGAAGCAAUUGGAAAAGAAGAAAGAAGCAUUCCAAUUCCGUCGCGAUGUUGAAGAUGAAAAAUUGUGGAUUGAUGAGAAACUUCCAUCGGUUCUUACUGACGAAAUUGGAAAUUCAUUGUUCAACGUUCACAUGUUGAAGAAGAAUAAUCAAACAUUAAAAACAGAAAUUGAGAAUCAUGAGCCAAAAAUCAUGACAAUUUGUAAUAAUGGUCAGAAAUUGAUUGAUAAAGGACACGAAGAUGCAAGUGAAUUUGCUGUUUUGAUCAGUGGAUUAACACAAAGAUGGCAAGAGCUUAAAGAUGCUUUAGCACAACGUCGUAAACGUUUGGAGAAUAGUGAACGUGUUCAACAAUAUUUCUUCGAUGCACAAGAAGCUGAAUCAUGGAUGAGCGAACAAGAACUUUACAUGAUGGUUGAAGACCGUGGAAAGGACGAAAUUUCAGCACAAAAUUUGAUGAAGAAACAUGAAACAUUGGAGCAAUCAGUUGAAGAUUAUGCAGAUACAAUUCGUCAAUUGGGCGAGACAGCACGUCAACUCACAGCUGAAAAUCAUCCACACAGUGAUCAAGUUGCUGUUAAGCAAUCGCAAUUGGAUAAAUUAGAUGAAGCACUUCAACUCUUCUACUUCAAUCGCGAGGUUGAUGACUUGGAACAAUGGAUUGCUGAACGCGAAUUAGUUGCUGGAGCGCAAGAACUUGGACAAGAUUACGAUCAUGUCACAUUAUUAUGGGAAAGAUUUAAAGUAUUUGCACAAGACACAUCAAACAUUGGUAGUGAACGUGUCGCUAAAGCAAAUGGAAUUGCUGAUGAACUCAUUCAUGCUGGUCACUCAGAUUCAGCUAUUAUCGCCGAAUGGAAGGAUAAUUUGAAUUAUUCAUGGCAAGACUUAUUGGAAAUGAUCGAAACACGAACACAAAUGCUUGCAGCAUCACGUGAAUUAUACAAAUUCUUCCACGAUUGUAAAGAUGUCUUGAGUCGAAUCUUAGAGAAGCAACAUGGAGUAUCCGAUGAGUUGGGACGUGAUGCUGGAAGUGUUUCAGCACUUCAACGUAAACAUCAAAACUUUAUGCAAGAUUUGUUGACGUUACAAUCGCAAGUUCAACAAAUUCAAGAGGAAUCAUCGAAACUUCAAGCUUCUUAUGCUGGUGACAAAGAAAGAGAAAUUAUUAAUCGUGAACAGGAAGUUCUUCAAGCUUGGGCUAAUCUUCAAGGAAUGUGUGAUUCACGACACAUGAAAUUGUCUGACACAGGCGAUCUUUUCAAAUUCUUUAACAUGGUACGCAUUCUUAUGCUCUGGAUGGAAGAUGUUGUUCGUCAAAUGAACACAAGCGAAAAACCACGUGAUGUUUCGGGCGUUGAAUUAUUGAUGAACAAUCAUAUUAUCAGUCGCGAUCAACAACAUUAUAAGAACUUCGUGGGACAAGAACAUCAGCGAGAUUAUCGAAGCAAAAUGAAGAUUGUUUUAAAAUUGCAAAUCAAACACCAAAGGAAUAUGACAAUUCGUGCAGAAGUUCUUCAAGCUUGGGCUAAUCUUCAAGGAAUGUGUGAUUCACGACACAUGAAAUUGUCUGACACAGGCGAUCUUUUCAAAUUCUUUAACAUGGUACGCAUUCUUAUGCUCUGGAUGGAAGAUGUUGUUCGUCAAAUGAACACAAGCGAAAAGCCACGUGAUGUUUCGGGCGUUGAAUUAUUGAUGAACAAUCAUCAGAGCUUGAAAGCGGAAAUUGAUACACGCGAAGAUAACUUUAGUGUUUGUCUAGCUCUUGGAAAAGAGUUAUUGUCACGUAAUCACUAUGCAUCAGCUGACAUUAAAGAUCGUUUGUUACAAUUGACAAAUAGUCGCAAUGCAUUGCUUAACCGAUGGGAGGAACGUUGGGAGAAUCUUCAGCUGAUUUUGGAAGUUUAUCAAUUUGCACGAGAUGCUGCUGUCGCUGAAGCUUGGUUGAUAGCCCAAGAACCUUAUCUUAUGUCAUCUGAAUUGGGUCAUACGAUUGAUGAAGUUGAAAAUUUGAUUAAGAAACAUGAAGCAUUUGAAAAGUCAGCUGCCGCACAAGAAGAAAGAUUUAGUGCACUUGAGCGAUUGACUACGUUUGAGCUCAAGGAAAUGAAACGAAGACAAGAAGCAGCUGAAGAAGCAGAACGUCAAAGAUUACAAGCUGAAGCUGAUCAACGAGCUAAGGAAGAAGCUGAAAUAAGAAAAGCUGAAGCAGCUUCAAAAGAUCAACGUGAUGCCGGAACACCGUCACGUGAAGAAGUUGUCACAAUGCGAGCCUCUUCACCAAUUGAUAAAGAAAGACCUGUUUCGCAACCAGUAUCUGAAGAACCACCAGCUACGCCAACAAGUAUUUUGAAGAAGACGUCGGCACAUCAAACUGUCUAUAAGUCAACUGAAUUGAGAGCAUUACAAUCACCACCGACAACCCCACUUAAAGGCGACACGUCAUCUUUGAAUCGAAGUCAAUCUUCAUCAGUUAAAGUAAAGCGUAGGUCACGUUCAAAGAGUCCAUUCCGUAGUUUCCGUUGGAAACGUUCAUCAACUACAAAUGCAGAUCAGUCUGAUGAUGAUGAAGAUCGUCCAAGUCCAGCCGGAGAAGAUGGUGUUAUUGAAGGUGUUUUAACAAGAAAACAUGAAUGGGAAAGCACAACCAAGAAAGCUUCAAAUCGAUCAUGGGACAAGGUUUAUGUUGUGUCAAAAACUGGACGCGUUUCCUUCUAUAAAGACCAGAAAGCAUAUAAGAGCCAACCAGAUCAAACAUUCCGCGGUGAACCAGCACUUGAAUUGCAAGGUGCUAUUGUUGAAAUCGCCAGCGACUACACAAAGAAGAAGCAUGUGUUCAGAAUCAAGCUUUCCAAUGGGGGUGAAUUCUUAUUGCAAUCCCAUGAUGACGCUGAAAUGCAACAAUGGGUUGGUUCAUUAAAAGCCCAAUGCGACCAAACCGGCGCCGAAAGUCGAUCACAAACAUUGCCAGCUUCAUCACAAAAAGAUGAACCAAAACGAAGAUCAUUCUUCACCCUCAAGAAAAAAUUGAAUGCGGAAUGGCCACUGAACAAAAAUUUGAAAGAAUGUUGGGGGCCAUGCCUUAAACUAAAACCUAUAAAAAUUAACAAAAUAAUUAAAUGUUUUGAGAUAAGAAUUGAUUACGGUGCAGAUGACUUUGGGAAUAACUCCAAAUUGAUAGAACAGCAAAAAAAUCAAAUUUCGAUUUCAACACAAUCAAAUAUUGUGCAAAAUAAUAAACGCGAACAGGUUGAGGAUAUUAAUCGUAAGCCUAAAACAAUUAGGAUAAUUAAGGAUCAAUCUGGCUUUGGAUUUAAUGUUAGAGGACAAAUUUCUGGUAAGUUCGAUAAUCUUCCCCGGAGGAUAUUUUUUCUUUCUAUUGGAAAAAAGUUCCUUUGGUUUGUGACGUGUCUUCUUGUCGGUUCAUGUCUUAUGAGGCGUAAAACAUUUAAUUUCAUCUUUUUGUACACAGCUGGUGGACAGUUAAAAUCGAUAAACGGAGAGCUUUAUGCGCCCUUACAGCACGUAUCAGCAAUCCUUGAGAAUGGUUCCGCAGAACGAGCCGGUAUUCGAAAAGGUGAUAGGAUUCUUGAAGUUAACGGCGUUAAUGUAGAAGGUGCAACACAUAAGCAAGUUGUAGAUCUCAUCAAAUCUGGCGGCGAUUGUUUGACAUUGACAGUGAUUUCAGUGACACCACAAGAAGCUGAUCGACUCGAGCCAACGGAAGAUUCAAGCGGAUACUCUUACAUUGAUUAUAGUGAAAAACGUUCAUUACCAAUCAGCAUUCCCGAUUACAGCAUAAUAACACGUAAUGGCGAGAAAUAUGUCGUGUUUUCGAUUCACAUGGCAGGUCGUCAAUUAUGCUCACGAAGAUAUCGUGAAUUUGCGAAUCUCCAUGCAACGUUAAAGAAAGAAUUCAUUGGAUUUAAUUUCCCAAAACUACCAGGAAAAUGGCCAUUUCAACUAAGCGAACAACAACUCGAUGCAAGACGACGAGGACUCGAGCAGUAUCUUGAGAAAGUUUGUGCUGUUCGUGUCAUUGCAGAGAGUGAAGCGGUUCAAGAAUUUCUCACUGAUUCUGAAGAUGAUUUAUCAGCUGGUGUUGAUAUUAAAAUCAUGCUUCCUGAUCGUAAUGUCGUCACUGUAUCUGUCCGAAAAUCAUCAAAUGCUCAACAGGUGUGGGAACAGCUUGUACAAAAGGCAAACUUCACAUCUUACACCCAACAGUAUUUUUAUCUCUUCGAGAUUGUUGAAUACAGCUUCGAGAGGAAAUUGCAACCACCAGAAAUUCCCCAUCAGCUUUAUGUGAAUAAUUACAGUACAAGCAGUGCAACAUGUUUGUGUGUCCGUCGAUGGCUUUUCUCAAUAAAUCGUGAAUUGUCAUUGCCAAGUGGAGAGCAAGCAGCAAAAUUCAUCUUCUAUCAGGCAAUUGAUGAAGUAAAUCGUGGUAAUGUGAGAGCAGAUGGACGUUUAUAUGAAUUAAAGGCAUUGCAAGAGGGUAAACCGACAGAAUAUUUGGAAUUAGCACGACAACUUCCCGGUUAUGGUGAUAUUGUGUUUCCACAUUGUGCAUGUGAUAGUCGUAAAGAAGGGCAUGUUAUUCCUGCUGUUGGAAUCUCAAGCUUUCGACUGCAUGCUUGUCGCGAUGAUGGAACACUUGAACAACAAACUGUUGAAUUACAAUGGGACACAAUUACGAGAUGGGAAAGUGAUGAAGAGUCGAUGUGCUUUUGCUUUCAAUACAGUCGAUCGAAUCAAAAGCCUCCACGAUGGGUGAAAGUCUUUACACCAUAUCAUGCGUUUAUGGCUGAUUGUUUCGAUAGAAUAAUGGAAGAACGUAAAUGGGAUGAUACUGGUGAAUAAUAACAUUAAUUUGACGAAUAUUCACUCGGAAUCGCUUAAAACUCAAACUUUUUAUUUACAACUAAAAAGAGAAAUAUUAAUUAUAAUGGGAAAUCCUAAAAAUAUUAUGUAAAGUACUAAGAAAUCUCAGUAAUUUUUUAUUCUUUUUUUCACUGUAGAUUAUGUGAUUUUUUUUCAAUUUCUGUUAGAAAUAGUUCGUAGAUUAAAAUGAGGAUAGGAUAAAAUUGCGGGAGGGAAAAUGCUGAAAUCUAAAAUGCCUCAAUUUUGAAAUUCGCCAUUUUCUCUCCCACAAUUUUCUCCUAUUCUUGUUUAAAUCUCUAAAGUAUCAAAUUUAGGAAAGAAUUUUAUGAAUUUUUCUAAUAAGAGAAAAAUAAUUAUUACUGAAAGAAAACUGACAUAAUCUUCAUUAAUUUCAAAUAGAUAUUAAUCAUUGGCACUCUUCUGACUUGUUGGCCAUACUCAGAAAAGGAUUUCACUCAUAAUUUUUCUUAUUGUGAUUUUUUUUUCGAUCUUGUUAAGAGAAGAAAAGUUUGAAAGUGAAAAACAUGGAGAUGAAAGUUCCGGGAAAGUAUUUAUUAGCGUUAAAGUAAGUGUUGUGUAAAAGAGUCAGUUAAGCGGAAAAAAGGAUUUCAUUUAAAAAGAUGAAAUUUGAUGUUACAAACUUUUAGGUAAAUCUAUUGUUGCGUGAACUUUUCACGGUUUAAAAGGGAAGAAAAAAUAUAUAAAUUUAUGAUGUAGAAAAUCGCUAAAUGAAUUUUACACGAAGGUUUUGAAAUGAAAGACGUAAGAAGGUGGCAAAUUGAGUAAAAAUGAAAAUUUCGAGGCAUUCGAAACGUUUUUUUCUAAAAGAUUUUCAGAAUUAAUUUUUUUUUCUUCGUAUCAAGUUUGUCGCUUUUCUAAUAUGAAAGUGUUCAAUAAGUUAUUUAAUUCCAUACUUGACAGGAAAUUAAUUUUGAAGAUUUGUGAACGAAUUCUGACGUUUCGGGUAUCUCCAAUUGGAUAGAAAUGCAAUCCUAGCAUCUCAUGAUGAUUUCCAUUCACAAAAUAUUUAAAACCUUAAUGUAAAAUUUCAAUUGACAAACCUUGAAACCCAAUUUUCUCAGAUAGAAAAUUAUCUUUCAAUAUUCUUAACAAAAACAAAAUUAUUCAACUAAAUCAAUAAAAAGCGAAGUUGAAUGUGCACCAAGUUAGAUUUAAAUAGAUUUUCUUUUUCACUUCAGCCACUAUACAACAAAUGAUUAAAUUUAUUUUAUUCUUAACUUUUCCAACGCUUUAAUGCAUUGCAAUUAUUUUUCAAACAACGCAUUUCCAAUGCAAUAGACGGAAACAAUGUAUCAAUAAAAAAGAAAAACUCUCACUAUUGAAGUUUAUAUGAAGUUCUAGUUAUCUAAUACUUUAUGACAUUAACAAUGAAUAAGAAAAAAUAUUAAUAAAUGAUGAAUAAAAACAAAACCUGUAAUAUUUGUAUUUCUGAUAUGAAACAGAUUUCUAUUUAAUGGAGACAUUUCAAAAAUAAAGAAACAAGAUGAUUAG